Messenger RNA from Scaptodrosophila lebanonensis, 581 nucleotides. RefSeq names its product trypsin inhibitor ClTI-1. The coding region runs from base 240 to 470 and encodes 76 amino acids. The transcript has a single exon. NCBI's taxonomy places the organism in Eukaryota, Metazoa, Arthropoda, Insecta, Diptera, Drosophilidae. The record is from RefSeq and is a predicted model, not a curated record. Gene Ontology annotation, molecular function: protein binding.
ACUGGGAAAAAAUCCCAAUUCGAAAAAGCACAAAUAUCAAGCGCACAGGUAUUGCGACGCGGUAGGCGAUAAGAUAGGAGUCACUCGCUUUGAUAUCGCUCGCUUUCAGUUAUUCGAAUAAACUGUGCGGUAGUUACGGAUUAGUCGAACCAAAACAACCAAUUGGACUGCUUCGCACAAUACUAAAAAGAGACUUCUCAGUUUUCAACAAGAAACAACAACAAAUUCAAGAAAGGAACAUGAAGUUGCUGUAUUUACUUCUAACACUCUGCCUAGUGUUGGCCCUCAUUUCGACGCCUCUGCGCGCCGAUUCGGUCAAACCACACAUUUGUCCGUGUCCACGCAACUAUGACCCCGUUUGUGCCUCCAAUAUGGCCACAUAUCCCAAUCGCUGUGAAUACAAUUGUGCGCGUCGUGAGUUCGAGCGAACUGGCCGUAACUUGGACUUGUUGCGAUCGGGCAGCUGCUAAGAAAUGGAACUGAAAUGGAACAUUGUGAAAUAAAACUGCAAAAUAUGUUUAUUUGAAAAAUUAUAAAUAAAAAUCAAUAUUUAUGUGCAUAUCCUCUAGUCACAAGCACUA